Molecule: messenger RNA, 4390 nt
Organism: Dissoconium aciculare CBS 342.82
Lineage: Eukaryota; Fungi; Ascomycota; Dothideomycetes; Mycosphaerellales; Dissoconiaceae
Exons: 2
Coding region: 141-3926 (1261 amino acids)
Biological process (GO): endoplasmic reticulum to Golgi vesicle-mediated transport; COPII-coated vesicle cargo loading; intracellular protein transport
Cellular component (GO): COPII vesicle coat; endoplasmic reticulum exit site
Molecular function (GO): protein binding; structural molecule activity
Source: RefSeq, a predicted model, not a curated record
UAAUCCACCACCACUGCGAAAUCCUGAUCUGGCGACAACAAUUAAACUCCGAAAUCGCCCCUCACUACCUUGGUCGAUUUUGUUUUCAUGUGCGAAUUUUGAGGUUCUGCUGUUUUACAAGUUCCUUCACAGCAGACAAGAUGGUCCGGCUACGAGAGAUCUCGCGCACCGCCGUUUUUGCCUGGUGGUCUGGAGCUGGUGCCCCACUAAUCGUUACUGGAACCCGCGCAGGCGCAGUCGAUGACGAUCAGUCUGGCGACAUCAAACUUGAAUUCUGGGACUUGGGACUGGACAAGAUCGAACAGAAUCCAGAGCUCGAACCCGCCGGCAGCAUCACCACUGAAUCUGCCUUCAACGACAUCGCAUGGAGUGAGGCCGACGAUGAACAUCCGCUUGGAGUAAUAGCUGGUGCAUUGGAAGAUGGAUCGAUCAUACUAUGGGACGCGCAGAAGCUGAGGCGUGGGGAUGCGGAUGCGCUCAUCUCGAAGACCACUAAGCACAGUGGCAGCGCCAAAGCCCUGCAAUGGAAUCCUCACAGGCACAACCUCUUGGCAUCGGUUGGUGUCAAGGGAGAGAUUUUCAUCUACGACCUCAACAAUAUGGCAAAUCCCUUCCGACUUGGCGGAACUGCGGCAAGGGCUGAUGACAUCGAGUGUCUAGACUGGAAUAAGCAAGAAAAGACGGCACAUAUCCUUGCCACUGGCAGCAGCGGUGGAUUCGUCACAGUCUGGGACGUCAAACAGAAGCGUGAUAUUUUGACGCUCAAUAAUCUUGGACGAAAAUCAGUUAGCGCCGUGGCAUGGGAUCCAGAAGAGAGCACUAAACUCGCGACUGCAUCGGGAAAUGAUUUAUCACCAUCGGUGUUGCUAUGGAAUUUGCGCCAGAGCAGUGCUCCUGAGCGGGAGUUAAAGGGUCACGAAGUCGGUGUACUCGGAUUGUCAUGGUGCCAGCAGGACCCGGAUUUGUUGCUAUCUGCCGGAAAAGAUCAUCGCACAAUCUGCUGGAAUCCCAAGACCGGGGAAAAGUAUGGCGAGUUUGCCGCAGGAUAUUGGGCUUUCCAGACAAAAUGGAAUCCGCACAAUUCAAGUCUCAUUGCGAGCGCCUCCCUGGACGGAAAGAUCAUCAUCUUGUCCAUCCAAAAUGUUACCUCUCAAAAGGAGGAGCAGGCGAAUUCAUCACAGGCAGCAAGUAGCUUGGACUUCUUCGAACAGGUCCAGACCCAACCACAGAGCAUAUCUUUCAAUGUCCCGAAAGCACCCAAAUGGCUCGCCCGACCAGCGAGCGUGGCCUUUGGGUUUGGAGGCAGGCUUGUAAAGGUCAGCUCGGACGCAAGUCGCAAGAGCACGAUUACAAUUGGUACCUUUGCAGCCGAUGAGACCAUCGGUGAAGCGACCACCAAAUUCGAGGAACAACUGAAGAGCGGCGAUAUUGCUGGAAUUUGUGCCGCAAAGAUUAGCGAUGCUUCAACAGAUGAGGAAAAGGCAGACUGGCAGGUCAUUGAAACCCUAAAUGCAGGCAAAUCACGGAAGCUACUGAGGCGUCACCUUGGCUACGAAGAUUCUGUUGAGCAAGAAGCGGUUGGUGCAAGCGGUGCUGCCAGCGAUGACAAGCUCAAGCCGGAAGAGGCCGCUGAGGAUGACUUCUUUGGCAGCGGAGGUGACGGCGACAACUUCCUCUCGAACCUGGCGGCUACAAAGGGCGUUAAAACAAACAACCCAUUCAAGAUCCACUCGGAAUCGCAGUCGGUAGCGGACAAGGAUAUCACACGAGCUCUCAUGCUUGGUGAAUUCGAAUCGGCACUCGAUAUCUGUCUGAAGGAAGGGCGAAUUUCCGACGCGUUCAUGAUUGCAGUCUGUGGUGGUCAAAAGUGCAUCGACAAGGCACAAGCGGCGUAUCUGAAGUCGCAAGCUGACGGCCCGCAAUACAUUCGCUUGCUUGCCAGCAUUGUCGGAAAGAACCUUUGGGAUGUGGUUCAUAAUGCGGAUCUCGCCGACUGGAAGGAAGUCGUUGCUACCUUGUGCACGUAUGCCGACGAGACCGAAUUCUCUGACCUUUGUGAGGUUCUUGGUGAUCGUCUUGAGGAAGCGUAUCAGCAGGGUGAUAGCACAAGCACUCUGCGCAAAGAUGCUUCAUUCUGCUAUCUAGCGGGUUCAAAGCUUGAGAAGGUGGUGAACAACUGGGUGCAAGAACUGCAGGAGCAAGAGCAAGCCAGUUUCGCAAAAUCAGUGGAUCAGAAUGGCUUCUCCGUACACGCAAAAUGUCUUCAAGAUUUCAUUGAAAAGGUCACAGUCUUCAGAAAGGUGACCAACUUCCAGGAUGGUGAGCUUCAAUCAGCAGAAGACUGGAAACUAGCACCCCUGUACAAGCUGUAUGAGGAGUAUGCCGAGAUACUCGUUGCCCAUGGCCAAAUCAGCACUGCUGAGCAGUACUUGAAUCUGCUUCCGCCCAAAUUCGGCGGCGCGGAAUCCGCCCAGCAGCGAGUAAAGAGUGCUUCAACCAAAGGUGCUGCUCGAUCCCAGAAGCCAGCUGCGGCGCUUCCCAACCGCACAGCUCCCGGCGCUCAACCAUCAGCACAGCCAUUCCAACCUGUGCAGCCUCUGAUCAACCAGGCCCGCAAUGCCCCAUCUCCUUACGCCCCUGCUGGUAUCAGCGCGCAGGCUCAACCAGCGGCAAAUCCUUAUGCACCUGCUGCGAGUCCUUACGCCCCUGUUGGUUACCAACCUACUCAACCUACUGCCCCGUAUGGACAGCCUUCGCAGUACGGUGGAUACCAGCCGCCCUCACAACAAUCCGCAGCUCCUCCUCCGCCUCGCGCAGGUGGUCUACCUCCAUCUGCUCCAUCGACAACUUCGGCGAAGCCCGCUUCGGACUGGAACGAUCUGCCAGAAAACUUCUUGGACAAGCGCGCACCUCCUUCACGCCGCGGUACCCCUGGACCUCAGAGCGCAGGCGCUCCUUACUAUCCUGCUGCGAACCCGGCUGCGACUCCACCUGUUGCAUCACCAUACGGCUUCCAGAAGCCCGUGCCAGUAGCACUGCCACCACCACCCAGGGCUGGCGAAACACCCCCAAGGAUCACAUCCCCUCCAGUCAGCUCACCUCCGCCUCCACGUACAUCGUCAUCACUGGGUACCGCAUACACUCCUCAGCAGUCACAAAACUUGGGCUCGACUCUUCCUCCGCCGUCGGCUCCUCCGCCACUCCAGCGUGGCGCCUCUCCUUACCAGCCACCACCAUCGACAUCAACAGCUGCACCCUCUAAUAGGUAUGCACCGGCACCCGGUUCGCAGCCGACGCCGUUGGCUGGUUCAAUGCCAGGCCAGAGGAAUGUUGCUCCGAACCCAUACCAAGCGCAGCCGUCACCAUAUGCUCCGCAACAAUCGCAACCUCCGGCGCCGUAUGGUCAGCCUCAAGCACCGUAUGGUCAACCUCCACAACCUCAGGCGCCACCCCCGCGCGCCGGGCCUCCACCGCAAGGGCCGCCUCGAGGUGGUCCUCCUCAAGGUCCACCGCAGGCUGGACCGCCACCGUCCGCCGCGCCCUCGCAGGGACCUCCACCUGUUGCGCGACAAAAGCACCCCCGGGGAGAUCGAUCACACAUUCCUCCGAACGCACAACCUAUCGUCGACUUGCUUACCCCAGAGGUGGCCCGAGUUAAAGCGAUGGCGCCUCAGAGUUUCAAGGCAUCGGUUGAGGACAUGGAGAAGCGGAUCAACAUCCUAUUUGACCACCUCAACAACGAAGAUCUGUUGCAACCCGACACCGUCCAGCAGAUGGUCCAGGUGGCGCAACAUGUGCACAACAAGGAAUGGGACCAGGCUCAGGCGCUCUUCACAGAGAUGUCGACUACGAAGGCAGCUGAAGGGACCAACUGGAUGGUGGGCAUCAAACGAUUGCUGUCGAUUGGUGGCAUGAAGAAGACGUAGAUGUUGAUGGCAUAAUCUGCACCUGUCCGCGCCGGGUGCAUGAGCGCUGGGGAAGGAAAUAGACGUUGCUGACUUUCGAUCUUGAUGAAUCAUGACACGCUCAUUUGCCUCGAGCUUACGAUGCGUGCGUUCAUCGAGGCAUAAGAAGCCACACUGUGUUGUUUCGCCGCCAACAUGAUAUAAUAUAUGAUGCGGUAAUUUCAUCGAAAAUCCACCACGUAUUCUGCAGCCACGCGACGAGAGAUGUACUAUGGAUGACCAGACUGCAACGUGAUUACGUUCGCACCUUCGAACAAGCCCAAUGUCAACCCUAACGAUAGCAUCAACCCUAGCCAUCUACAUUCCCAAGGUUCCAAGGGUUUACAUGUCGUAUCGACAAUUCCAUUAGUAGUAACAUUGCAUUUCAAUGGAGAAAGGGUGAGAGAAGGCAUCAGGACAUGGAAAACGCUUCCGCAGCAUAAUCG